GGGCUGCCCUGAAUGAGAUUUGCCAAUUGGUUGCAUAGAAAAGAACAGAUCAGCUGAUGCAGCUGGGGUGUGAGCUGAGCUCACAUGAGAAAGAAAAAAAACCCGAGAGGAGACAGGACCAGUAAGUGAGGACAUGUUUGAGUCAUUGGAAGAGUUCCACAUGGUCCUCAAUGAGCUGGUUGGGGACAAGAGUAUGGACAAAGUCCGGGUGGAGUACGAGAAGCUGAUCCGUGCACUGAAGAAGUCCAGAGAGAAUGAGAAGAGACUGAUGUCCAAAUGCAGGGAGCUGAAUGCAGAGGUUGUGUCCACCUCCACUAAAGUCGCAGCUGCCCUGAAACUGUCCCAGGAAGAUGAGACAACUAUCACUUCACUAAAGAGGGAGCUGGACAAAGCUUGGAAAAUGGUUGAUGCUGCUAAUCAGAAAGAGAAGAGGGACAAAGAGAGCAUCAGGAAUUUAAAAGAAGAAGUUGCCAACCUAAUGAAAAUGGCUGAACAGCAAACUGGCUUCUCUAUGGACCAAGUGCAGAAUGAUCUACUAAAAACAAAUGAAGAAUUGACUAAGGAGAGGGAUCUCCUGCUGGCAACUGUGGAGGGUCUAAGAGAAAAACUCAGCAAGGCCACCGCAACCCAGCAGGAUAUAGAGGCCCAACGAGACAGAGCCUCAGAGAAUAUUUCUCAGCUCCAGCAGGAGCUCCAGGUACAACAGAAUGAGAUUUCACGGGAGAUGAGGUUGAAGGAGAAGCUGGAUAAGGAGGUGAAGCAGCUGCAUGCUGACAUGGAGGCCAAGAUGGGGGAAAUAAAGGCUCUGAAUCUGCAGGGCCAAAGAGCCAAAGAGGAGCAGCAGAGGCUGGAGCAGCAGGUCAAAGAGCUAAAGAUCUUGAAUGAGCGAUCCACUAAGGAGCUGGAGCAGAUGCAAGGGAAGAACAAUAAGCUGCUGCAGGAGUGUGAGCAGCUCUCAUCAGUCAAAGAACAUCUCUCUUUGGAAAAUCAGCAGAACACAAAUGAGCUUAAGAUGAGAGAAGAGGAGGUGAAUCAGAUGCGACAGGAGAUCGCCAAACAAACAAAGAUGAGAGAAGCCAUCCAGAAGAAGUUCCACCAGAUGGAGGAUCAGAAAGCUGAUGUGGACGUGCAGAGGGAGACACUGAAAGCUCAGAUUGCCGGUCUGGAGAAAGAUCUUGAAUCUUCCCAAAAGCAGGUUGAAACCGACAGGAAAGCCAUCGAAGAGCUUAUCCGAGAGAGAGACAUCCUAAAUAAGAACAUGAUUAAAGCAUCACUGUCAACUGAGAAACAGCAGAACCUUGUGAAGCUCCUCGAGCAGGACAAGAAGACCUUGGAACACGAGAUCAGUGGCUACCGCCAGGAGGCCCAGAAGCAGCGCAAGAUCAUCCAACAGCUGGAGAAAGAACGUGACCGCUACAUAAACGAGACCAGCAGCCUCAUGCAGAAGGUGCAACAAAAAAUGAGUGACGUUGAAGUAAGAGAGAGGGAGAUAUUUGACUGGAAGAAGAAGGUGACUGAGGCAGAGUGCAAGCUCAAACAGCAAGAGAACCUGCUGGAGUGUGUUGUGUCUGAGAGAAACCUCUACAGCAAAAACCUCCUCGAGGCUCAGGAAGAGAUUGCAGAGAUGAAGAGGAAGAUGAAAACCAUGAACAACCAGGUCACCCGACUGAGAGAUGAGAUCACUGGGAAGGAGCUUGCCCUUGCCAAAGAUCAGCAGGAACACAAACGUUUAGAGAAGGAUAACGAGGCUCUCAAGGGGGAGCUGCAGUCGAUUAAACUCCAGCUUGAGGAUACAAAGCAGCAUGUUGACAGUCAGAAAGCAGAACAGCAAAAACUGCAGAAGAUUAUAUCUGACGCUGAUGCUGAGCAGAUCCAACAGAAGAAACAGCUGGAACAGGUGAUCAGAGAGCGAGACAACCUGGGCAAACAGCUGCUACACCGCAACGAUGAGCGAGCACUGCUGUAUGAGAAGAUCAGGAUCCAGCAAUCAAUCCUGAGCAAGGGGGACUUCCACUUCAACCAGAGGAUGGAUGACAUCCGCCUGCUCAAGCUGGAGAUCAAGAGGCUGCAGCGCAAGAAGAGCAUCCUGGACAAGACCGUACCCAACACAGAGGACCUGAGGCGAGAGCUGUUCCAACUGCAGAGGGAGCUGCUUCGAGAGAGGACGAGAAACAGCGUUCUGGAGGAACAGCUGAAGCCCAUAAAUAUUCACCGAUGGAGACGACUGGAGGGCAGUGACCCUGACAAAUAUGAACUCAUCCUGAAGGUUCAGUCCUUACAAAAACGCCUGAUCGCUAAGACGCAAGAGCUUGAGGAACAUGAACUCCUAUUACAGGAAAAGGAGAAGCUGUAUGUUGAGCUGAAGCACAUUCUGGCCCGGCAGCCAGGUCCAGAGGCAGCUGAGCAGCUCCAGCAGUGCCAGUGGACCAUCAGAGAGAAAACCAAAAAGCUCAAGGCGUUGAUAGCAGAGCUGAGAAUGCUCGACUCAAAGAUGAAUGAGUAUAAAAGCGAGAAUCAAAGAUUAGCUAAUGAACUAGCAAACGUUAAGAAGAAGUACCUCAGCGAGAAGAAGCUUCACAGUGAGCAGAGAACCAAGACCAAGGUGGAGCAGCUGGAGUCCCUGCCCCAGCUGAGCAGCAAACCUCACUUCACUGGAGGAGGCUUCAGGAUUGACAACCCAUUGAAAAGAUGAUGGCUAUAAUAAGUGGAUAUUAUAUAAACCAUCCAUCAUCUUUUACAUGAUUUGAGAUGAACAAUAUUUAUUCCCACAUAACCUGACAUUAUCAGCAAAUAAAUGUUUUUACCACUAAUUAUCAUGACCUGUCUGAGAAAAGACUUUAACUGUGUUGAUGCAAGAUAUCAGACAAUCAGGAAGGAAACAAUGCUCAGCUGUCAGUCUAUACUUAAUCAUGUUCUAGGAUAUAUUUUUGAUCUAUGUAAAGCAACACAUCAACUUUGCGUCUGAUGUUUUGUUCCACUAUGUUGAGCAAUCGGUUAUUUAUACCUUUCUCUCAUCCUAAGGAGACUAUAAUAACUC
Messenger RNA from Epinephelus moara (kelp grouper), 3037 nucleotides. RefSeq names its product cilia and flagella associated protein 58 (gene cfap58). NCBI's taxonomy places the organism in Eukaryota, Metazoa, Chordata, Actinopteri, Perciformes, Serranidae. Gene Ontology annotation, cellular component: cytoskeleton. The transcript has 18 exons. The record is from RefSeq and is a predicted model, not a curated record. The coding region runs from base 134 to 2692 and encodes 852 amino acids.